Lolium rigidum is the source of this 864-nucleotide messenger RNA. RefSeq names its product photosynthetic NDH subunit of subcomplex B 5, chloroplastic. Gene Ontology annotation, biological process: response to oxidative stress. Bases 45 to 710 code for a protein of 221 amino acids. Lineage: Eukaryota; Viridiplantae; Streptophyta; Magnoliopsida; Poales; Poaceae. The record is from RefSeq and is a predicted model, not a curated record. Gene Ontology annotation, cellular component: chloroplast. The transcript has 5 exons.
AGGGUGUGGAGAAGAGGGGAGGAACAACGUUUGGGGGUGAGAUAAUGAGCAGCAGCAGCAGCUUGGUGUCCGCCAUUUCUCCAGCAGCCACUACUGCUCGUCCUCGCCAUGGCGCAGUGAAGCAACAGCUGAGCAUAAAGGCGAAGCCACAUCAGAAGCACGCUGCUGGCUGCUGGGAAAGCACUGGCAAUGGUAGGGCAGUUGUGGCGAGGGCCGGGCCAGGGCCUCUGACAGAGAUUGAGCCGGACCUGCAGGAGGAUCCCAUCGACAGGUGGCGUACCAAUGGCGUCAGCCCGGAUGACUUUGUGUAUGGAGUGUAUGACGGCCACGCCACCUAUGAUGAAGGCCAAGAAAGGAAAGGCUUCUGGGAGGAUGUCUCCGAGUGGUACCAAGAAGCUGAGCCUCCUCAGGGCUUCCAAGCACUCAUCUCCUGGUCAUUUCUUCCUGCGGUCAUCCUUGGCAUGGCUUUCGAUGUGCCGGGGGAGUACCUUUACAUUGGGGCAGCUCUCUUCAUCAUUGUGUUUUGCAUCAUUGAGAUGGAUAAGCCAGACAAGCCACACAACUUUGAGCCGGAGAUCUACAUGAUGGAGAGAUCAAAGCGAGACAAGCUCAUCGCGGACUACAACUCCAUGGACAUCUGGGACUUCAACGAGAAGUACGGCGAGCUCUGGGACUUCACUGUCAACGGAGAGGACAUCGUGAAAACAUAGGCACCAUUUAGAAAUGGUGGUCACAUUGGCUAGGUACAGUUGGAGGUCAGACGACAUGUAUAUGAUAUAAACAUCCUCUAAGGAAAUUAAGAAUGACAUAGCUCCAAGAAAAAUGAUCUUUAAAUAAAGCAGCAGAGCUGAAGAGUUUGUUUCA